CAGAUAUGACUGUGUUGCCACAUUUAUUCACGAUAUUUCCUUGAAUUUAUAUUAGGAACCUUCUCAUUUUGGGAUUAGCCGACAACGUUUGGCUCUUAAUGGUCAGGCGUACAACUAUAUUUGGAAAUGUCAAGUCGAAAAAAUUAAAUUUUGGGAGGGGACUUCCUACCACUAUCGAAGGGCCAUCUUCUUCUGUUCCGCUAGUGCGAGAAGACCUGAAAUUUUCCUCCUUUUUUGCCUGGGGCAUCUUCGUUGGAUUGUGGAAGAAAAUUUCAUAGAUAAUUUCCUGGGUCAUUCCUGUUGUGAGUGCGUAGCAUCUUUUUUUUGUCUACCCUUGGACCCCAGAAAUUCUACAAUUUGUAGGAUCUUAUUGUCUUCAGCCGCACUUUUCGCCAGACGGAACCAUGUGAAAAACCCUACCCGACAUCAUCUAGGGUUUUUAUUUUGGGGGAAUCUUCGCUACUGGAGAUCCAUUGACACGUUUUCUACCGCGGACCUCUUUUCCGAACAGAGACCCUUUUUCCACCAUAGGGAUUCUUACGUCAUCGGUUUUGAAGCCUUCUUCGCCCAUUUUAAAUUAGUUAGUCAAUAAGCUUUCGCAUUAAGGGAGAUCUCCUAGUUUGGCUGGCUUAAAUUUUUGUUGUUAGCUGUUAGUAGAUGUAAUAAAAUGUAUUGAUGUUAAUUUUAGCAAUUAUUUACCCACACAGAAAAUCGAUUGUUUGUAUGUAUUU
Messenger RNA from Acanthoscelides obtectus, 731 nucleotides. NCBI's taxonomy places the organism in Eukaryota, Metazoa, Arthropoda, Insecta, Coleoptera, Chrysomelidae. The record is from the annotation of a GenBank genome assembly.